Molecule: messenger RNA, 3976 nt
Organism: Malurus melanocephalus (red-backed fairy wren)
Lineage: Eukaryota; Metazoa; Chordata; Aves; Passeriformes; Maluridae
Gene: SLC30A10
Product: solute carrier family 30 member 10
Exons: 4
Coding region: 62-1372 (436 amino acids)
Biological process (GO): detoxification of zinc ion; zinc ion transmembrane transport; manganese ion transport
Cellular component (GO): membrane
Molecular function (GO): zinc ion transmembrane transporter activity
Source: RefSeq, a predicted model, not a curated record
GCGGCGCUGCUCCGGCGCUAUCGCGGAGCGCUCCCGGCCCCAGCCCCAGCGCUCGGCCGCCAUGGGGCGGUACUCGGGCAAGACGUGCCGCCUCAUCUUCAUGCUGGUGCUCACCGUCGGCUUCUUCGUGGCCGAGCUGGUGUCCGGCUACCUGGGCAACUCCAUCGCGCUGGUGUCCGACUCCUUCAACAUGCUCUCGGACCUCAUCUCCCUCUGCGUGGGGCUCUCCACGGGGCGCAUCGCCCGGCGCAGCAGCCGCGGUCCCCGCGCCACCUACGGCUACAGCCGCGCCGAGGCGGUGGGAGCGCUCAGCAACGCCGUGUUCCUCACCGCCCUCUGCUUCACCAUCCUGGUGGACUCCGUGCUCCGCCUGGCCCGGCCCGAGCCCAUAGACGACGCCCAGCUGGUGCUCAUCGUCGGCACCCUCGGCCUCGCCGUCAACGUGGUGGGGCUGCUCGUCUUCCAGGACUGGGGCGCUUGCUGCCGCCGCCGCCGCCCGUCCGCCGCUCCGCCCGCCGCCGCCGCGCUGCGGGAUGUGCCCGGUGGCACCCCGAACGGCGAGGCGGAUGAAGCAGGUGAUUCACCAAAUGACCAAAAAUGCCCUGAAGAGGGGUCUCAGAAGAAAAAAGAGAAAAAGUCUGAAGCCUUGAACAUCAGAGGUGUUCUUUUGCAUGUUAUGGGAGAUGCACUUGGAUCUGUGGUGGUGGUAGUUACUGCUACAAUCUUCUAUGUCCGUCCUCUGGGGGAUGCUCCGUGUAAUUGGCAGUGCUACAUCGAUCCAAGCCUGACAAUAGUUAUGGUGCUCAUCAUCCUGUCUUCUGCAUUCCCACUUAUAAAGGAGACCUCAACUAUUUUGUUGCAGAUGGUCCCCAAAGGUGUCAAUAUGCAACUACUGACUGACAGACUGGCUCGUGUGCCAGGGGUCAGCAGCCUUCAUGAGGUGCACGUUUGGGAGCUUGCAAGCGGAAAGAACAUUGCCACUCUUCAUAUCAAGUGCCAAACCCCUUCUGAUUACCAGGAUGCUGCUUACAAAAUCCGGAAGGUUUUCCACGAGGCAGGAGUCCAUUCUGUGACCAUCCAGCCYGAGUACGUUGACCCCAAGGCCUCGCAGCUACUGUGCAGCUCGCCCUGCAUCUCAAAAGCUUGUGACUCUCAGCUGUGCUGCAGCCAGAGGGAGCCCCCCCGGGCUAAAACCAAUGGCUACGUGGAGAAAAGUGAGAGGUAUCUUUCCUCAAGGCACAAAGACAAUGGCUCGAGGAAAAGUGACGUUGAAAUCCCUAUYGAGGACCCAGUGGCAGAGGAGAGCGUUAAAAACUUGAAAAACUGUGACGUGUCCGAUGACAAAUCACAGUCGGGCAGCACGCAAUUCUAAGCAAUUCCCUCUGCUCUGUGUCGUGUUUUCAUGGAGCAAACAUAUCCUGGCUGGAAGGGGGACAUUGGUGGUUUUAGCUGAAGUGGGUGUGGCAAAAUGUUCCGUGCUUUAGCUGUAAACCAAAAUACAACAAAACCCCCCUUGUACCUGAAAUAAGGAUUAGGAUUUCCACCAAGGCUGUCGCAUUAGUCUAAGUUUUUUUGUGAUGCAGCCUUAUCUGGUUCCUUACCAAACUAAGGGUGAAAUCCUAAUGUGGAAGGGGUGUAUUGCUCUCUGUCUGCGCUGAUGUUUGCAGCUCAUGGCCAGUAGCACUGGGGAGGAAACUCUGGCCUUUCCUGCUGAAGUGAGCUGUUUCUGGAAAGCCCUGUGGCCAGUUAAUGGAUGUACUGGGCUGAAGUACUGUAUAUUUAUAAAGGAUUUCAGUAGAGAUUCUUUACUGAUCCUUAAACCUCAUUUUUUGCAUGGACAGUUCAUUUUUAACAGUAACACUUCUGGCCAGUGAGAUUUGUGAAUGAAAUUCAGAAUGUGUAAGGGGAAGCACUCAGGAAUUUUGGCUUGUGGUGUUUUCUUGAUUGACUCCUGUAUUUAGGGGCAGAGCAGCAGCUGGUCUUGCUUCUCUUCUAGUAAUGCUAGGGUCCAGACUAAUCACARAUGAGUGUGCUAAGGCAUAGACUGCUUGUCAUGAAAGCAAAUAAGUAACUACUAACGUUGUCUGUACUGAUUCUAGCAAAUGGAAAUGCAGGCAGUCAUCUAAUUAGCUUUUAUCUUGUUCACUGUUGUGAUUGUACAACUCAGUCUUUUCAAAAAUCCUUUUUAUCCUUUUUCUGACAGCACAAGUUUAAAGAGCCAUGGUCUUAUUUCCUCAUUGUGCAGGAUGAUUGUAUUACCUUUAACACUGAGUCUGUCAUUAUUCAUGCUGAAUAAAUAAGCUAAUGUGUUUAUUAUGAACAGUUGAAGUACUUCAAUUCUAUUAUCUAGGCAUAAUUUAAUAUUAUAUGAAUUAAGGAAGCACCUUUAAAGUCUCGUAUGCAGUAUUAUCAUUUAGCGGGAGCUUAAAAAAUUUAAACCAGGAAAUUUUUCCUGGUUUCGACUCAAUUAUUUCUUGUUGGCUGGUUUUAAAGGUCUGAGCCCUACCCUCUGCUCUGCCCCUCACCCCCUGCCCAAAGGUGCAUCUCAAAGUGUAUUUAGUGAAGCAGUUCACUAUCUUUUUGCUGCUUGCUCUGUCUGAAGGCAUGCAAGGGUGCUCCAAGGAAAACAAGGUGCUGUGCUCUGUCACCAGWGUUAGAUUUUAGUCAGGUGUGUUCCACCGACUUCUGUGAGAGGAAACCCACUACCCAUUCUACACUGAGUUGAAURCUCGGUCUCCUUGGCUAUGCAGAUCAGAUCUAGAGGAUUCCAAACACAUUUGGCUGGCAAAAGCAGCCUUUCCAUGCUCUGUGUGUCCUGGACAGGCUAUUUUAUCCAUUUAUUCACAAGGACACCAUUGUAAAAUUGUGGUGUCUUUACCUCAGUGGCACCUUAACAGAAAGGGCAAAUUGAUUUCCAGCUUGGGCUGGGAGAACACCAGGACCUCUUUGUAAGGGUGGCUAAAAGGCAGCCAACUCCUUACURAUAAAGAUGAUUGCAAUAAUUCAAUGAAUAUUAAACACACAGCAGGAUAUUUUACUGCUUGGAAUGUGGUAUUUACUGAAGUGAUACCAGUCUAAAUAGAGCAUUUCUUGAAUUGUAAUUAUUCCUUUCAAACAGGUUUUUUUUGUGAAUUAAGAUAUUUUGUACUGUUUCAUUGUAAGUUUCUAUUAUAUAAAUUAACCUCUUUGUUAAUGUAAUUAAGAGCUUGAUCCUCCAGCCUGUUUGAUUCUGUUGGCAGCAGCAGGAUCGUGCUUGGCAAUUAUUUCAAGAGUUAAUGUAAAUCAGGAAAAGCUGUAAGAAUUGCUGUGUCUUUUAAAAGCAUAUGUCAUGAAGUAAGACAGUCCUUUCUUCUGUUCUUUGUUUUUUCUCCUCUGUUUUUGUCUAUGAUGAUGUUUAGAUGUAAAUAACAAAUAUAUUUAUCAUGUCUUUGAGAACUGGAAUAGAAAGCUCCCAAAAUAACAACGAAGUCUAUGGGAGAAGUUUCUUCCCAGAUAUCCUCCAAAAUAAGCAACCUUUUGUAAUUACGCAUUUGUGUCUUAAAUCAGGUAAUUUUAAAUUUGUAUGUGUAUAUAUAUAUAUGUAUGUGUGUAUAUAUAUAUAUAUAUAUGCAUUUUAUUAAAUGGUUGAAAGUUGGAAUGGCAGUAUUUACUUUGGGAUUAAAGAAAACUAGGGGGUGUGAUGUUGGGGCAUUUGUCAAAAUGGACAAUUUUUAUUCUUCCAGUGUUAAAACCGUGGCUAUGUGUUUUUUAAAACUUUUACAAAYCUUGUAACCUGAAAAUACAAUGAAAUGACAUUCUUAAACUUUUUUUUUGCUCUUGUCUGGUUGAAUGUACUGCAUUUGCUGCCUGUGAAUAAAUGGGAAAAUACCACCGAUUAUAGAAAUGUUCAUAUCUAGAAAACAAACAGAUUUUAAAUUUUCUUUAUUACUUAAGCAAGCAAAACCAACAGACAGAACUGUUAUUUAUGAGAUAAAUA